GGGCGGUGAGGACCAGACCCAAGAUGGCGGCGCCCAUGGUGCGGGGCCUAGUCCUUGUUGCCGCCGCCUCCUCCUCGCGUAGUCCCGCCGCCGCCUACCAUGCCCGGCCCCUGGGCCUGAGCCUGAGCCGCAGCGCGCGGUCCCGGCCGCUGGGCCCCGACACCCCCGAGUGGCAGCGCGGGCCCGGCCCCGAGCGCAGGAGGUUCGCGGCGGCGGGAGCGGCCUCGGGGGUGGCGGCCGCGAGUCUGUGGCCCGGGCCCGGGGAUCUGCGUCGCCUCGUCCGGCACCAGGUCGACUGGCAGCCGCCGCUUCACGUCAUGUGCGCCGGCAUCCGGGCCGCGGACACACAGCGGCGGCAGCGGCAGCGGGACAGACAAAAGCUGAUAGCGGCAAACAUGGCCAAGAUGCCGAAGAUGGUGGAAGAGUGGAGGCGGGAGAAGCGGGAGGCCAAGGUGAAGCAGAGGGAGGAGAAGGCCAGGCGCGACCGGCUGCUGGCUGAAGCCCGCGAGCGAUUUGGCUACAGCAUCGACCCGCGCAACGCCAAGUUCCAGGACAUGGUGAAGGAGCUGGAGAAGGAGGAGAAGAAGAAACUGAAGCUGAUAAAGAGGCGGAAGAAUGUAGAAGCGGGCGGGAGUGAAGUGCUGCCGGCAGCGGCCACACCUUAACCAUGUUCUCACCUCCACACAGGAUCUGGAAUAACUGCAACCCAUUUCCAUGAAUCUGCAUGAACCAGUAUAAGUAAAUGAGAGGGUUUAAUGUAUCUGAGUUCCAAUCCUGGUGGCCCCGGGCAUUUGUAAUUUAACUUAAUUUGUUCUUGGCACGACAUGACCAUAUUUAUUGGCAAUUAACCCGAGACGGUUUUUGGUAGCUAUCUCCCUUGCGUAACAGGUUGGAUAAGUGACCUAUAGACUCAGAACUUGCCUAAUGAAUCCAAGGGCUAAUUGGGGAGUGAGGGGGAAGCAGGUAUGUUGCUUCUCACUGGUAGUCGUGUGGAUUUAGACGGCCCAGUGUUGAUCUAGGUCACUGGCAAGUUGGCAUCAGAAAUAAAGACAAGAUGAUAGAUGCAGUCAGAACUUCAUGGUUCAGCUUAUGUAGUGAACCAGUGAUCCUUGGUAGUGGCAGCUACAGAGACAAACACACAUAGUAUCAUUGUGAACAGACUUUCACUUUAUUGAAUUAAAUUGACAUAAAUUAAAAUG
This is a messenger RNA of Leucoraja erinaceus (little skate), 1199 nucleotides long. It is a transcript of the gene gadd45gip1, whose product is annotated as growth arrest and DNA-damage-inducible, gamma interacting protein 1. The coding region runs from base 24 to 665 and encodes 213 amino acids. Lineage: Eukaryota; Metazoa; Chordata; Chondrichthyes; Rajiformes; Rajidae. The transcript has 2 exons. Gene Ontology annotation, cellular component: nucleus. The record is from RefSeq and is a predicted model, not a curated record.